Molecule: messenger RNA, 1058 nt
Organism: Ostrinia furnacalis (Asian corn borer)
Lineage: Eukaryota; Metazoa; Arthropoda; Insecta; Lepidoptera; Crambidae
Product: ubiquinone biosynthesis O-methyltransferase-like
Exons: 6
Coding region: 214-1056 (280 amino acids)
Biological process (GO): ubiquinone biosynthetic process
Cellular component (GO): mitochondrion
Molecular function (GO): 3-demethylubiquinol 3-O-methyltransferase activity; polyprenyldihydroxybenzoate methyltransferase activity
Source: RefSeq, a predicted model, not a curated record
GCUAGGUCAGUGGGUAUAGUAAAAUCAAUCCGUUAGUGUGCCACUACAACGUAAGUGAGAGUAUUUAAAUUGUAUUACAAGCUAAAUAGAAUGCGCUUUGAUACAAAUACGCGAUGAUGUCGCGCCAUUGAGCAAUCUGCAUUUAACCGUCACAUAGUUAAGUUGUGCUAAGUGGAGUAACAAAAAUUGUGAACGACUUGUGCAACUCGAAUAAUGAAAAACAUAAUUUUUAAAAGCACUGUUCUUGUCAAAAGACAAUUUCGGACGCAGUAUCUAGGAAUCUCGCGAGCCUACUCAAAUCAACAGGCUGGGACAACAAUAGAUGAAUAUGAAGUCGGAAGAUACUCGGAACUUGAAAAGAGCUGGUGGGAUCCAGCGGGCCCUGUUAAAGCACUUCAUUCCAUGAAUGAAAUAAGGUUACCGUUCAUUAUGGAUGGCUUUAUGAAAAGUGCACACAGCGCAGCAGAUAUUGAAAAACCCCUGAAAAAUAUAAAGCUUUUAGAUGUAGGGUGUGGCGGCGGCAUAUUGUCAGAGGUUUUGGCUAAGAAUGGCGCUGAAGUCACAGGCGUAGAUGCGAACAAAGAAAUGAUUGAAGUUGCCAAACGACACAGCCAAUCUAACACGAAAUUAAUCAACAAACCAAUUUACAUUCAAACGACCAUUGAAGAUCAUGUGAGUGACUACAAGAAUUACUACGACGGAGUCGUCGCAUCCGAAAUAAUAGAGCACGUAAACAACCCAGAAUUAUUUGUGAGAGCAUCUCUAGAAGUAUUGAAACCGGGAGGAAGAAUAUUCUUUACUACCCCCAAUAGAACGCUGAUGUCCAAAAUCAUUCUUAUUUGGAUAGCUGAAUAUGUGCUAAAGGCGAUACCUAAAGGGACACACGACCACAAGAAGUUUGUCAGACCGAGCGAACUGUCGGGGAUGCUACAAAAAAAUAACUGUAAAGUGGAGUUGGUACGUGGAAUCAAGUACAAUCAGCUACGAAAUAGAUGGACAUUCGUACACUCCCAGGAUUUGGUUUAUGCUCUACGAGCGAAGAAGGAAUUAAGAUAGUU